CGCCAUGACUAACAGGAAAAGGACAGACAAGUGUGAUAAGUGUGUGUGCCUGUGUGCCUGUGUGUCUGUGUGUCUGUGAACUGAGAUACGAUGAAACUUCAAGUCCUGCUUCUUCUUCUCCUUCAAGCUUUCUAUGGAGGGAGAGCGGUUGAAUCUCUCAGGGAAGCUGUCGGGUACCUCGGAGGGAGCGUCACUUUGCACUUGGGAGCCGAUCCAGCAUGGAAACUCACCAUAAUCGAGUGGUCAAUAUUCAAAAACACCACAUGGAUUGCCACCUAUCGCCCAGGGGGUAUAAACAUCAAUCGGGUGGAUCGAUAUAAAAAAAGACUCGGUCUUAACAUCACCACAGGUGACUUGACAAUCCAUCGAUUGACCAUGGAGGAUGACAUGGUGUUUACUGUAGAAUUCACCAACAAUGCUGGAAUUGGCAACUCCAGCAGAAUUCAUCUCACAGUGAAAAGACGACCUCAGCAACCGACCAUAAACACAACCAUCAGUGCAGAGGGAAAGGACGGCUGUUUGUUUUUUCUGAACUGUUCUUCAUCAGACGAGGGCGUCAAAUACUCCUGGAAGGUUCCACCCUCCAGUGUGUUCUACAAAACUGAUGCUGAUGACAACUCUGCGGUUCUUCUAGUGUUUCUAAACCCCUCAUCUGACUUUGCUAAUGUCACCUGCACCUCCAGCAGGGAGAAGGGAUCCAGCUCAAGUAAUGUCUUUUUACAUUGUAAUGGCAUCAGUCCACCCGAACCACAAAGGAGACCAAGUCAUGCUUUUUCUUUUGUUGGUGGAUUUUUCUUGGGGACUGUUCUAUUAUUAAUCAUAUACUUUAGCAGAGGAAAAAUCCAUGAUGCAUGGAACUUUGUCAAAGGAAAAUUCUGUAAAGGAAAUAACCCAGCAUAAUCCAAAAGUAAGCUAGGCAGGACAUGAAUGUUUCAAGAUGACUGAAUGACAACGCAACACGAAAAACAACAAUGGAGGUUCCCUGCAGUGUUUGUGUUGUCUUUGGGGUGAUGCACUGAUGUACUGUAAAAUCCGGUGCUCAUGAAUCUGGUGAGGUACGAGGUAAAUUUAGUAGUAUAGUAUACUUUGACUUUUGAAAUGCCUUUUUGAGUUUCCAACAGGGUUUUCCAUUGAUUGAUUUUCUUCAUCGCAAUAAUUCCAAUAUCUGAAUUUAAAAAUAUAUGUAUAUAUACAGUAUGUAUGUAGGUAUGUGUGUGUAUAUAUGUAUG
Molecule: messenger RNA, 1229 nt
Organism: Notolabrus celidotus (New Zealand spotty)
Lineage: Eukaryota; Metazoa; Chordata; Actinopteri; Labriformes; Labridae
Exons: 8
Coding region: 91-900 (269 amino acids)
Source: RefSeq, a predicted model, not a curated record